CUCACUUUGAGGCAUCUGCCGUAUUUCCAGGUUGAGUGGUGGCUUCCUUGCCACUGAAUCCUUGCUGUGCCAAAGCCCUGCAAGUCAUUUCUGGGGAGGACCAUGUUCCUGUUUCCAUCUUUCCUUCUCCUGGGUGUGGUAACAGCAUCUUAUGCAGAGCCUGUAACUGAAGGUGUUCAAAGCUCCUGCCCUGUGAUUGCCUGUAGUUCUCCAUGCCUGAAUGGCUUCCCAGGCAAGGAUGGACGGGAUGGUGCCAAGGGAGAGAAGGGAGAACCAGGUCAAGGGCUCAGAGGCUUGCAGGGCCCUCCUGGAAAGGUAGGACCAGAAGGAUCCCCAGGGACUCCUGGGCCAAAGGGAGCAGUGGGGCCGAAAGGAGACCGUGGAGAGCGUGGGGAAUGUGAUACCAGCAAAAUCGAUGCAGAAAUCGCAGCUCUACAAGCAGAGCUGAGAGGCAUUAAGAGGUGGGUGCUCUUCUCUACGAGUGAACGAGUUGGAAAGAAGUACUUUGUGAACACUGGCAGAAAAACGAGCUUUAAUGAAGUGAAGGCUCUGUGCUCCCAGUUCCAGGCCUCUGUGGCCACUCCCAGGAACGCCGAGGAAAAUUUGGCCAUGCAGAAGGUGGCUAAAGAGAUUGCCUACAUAGGCUUGACAGACGAGAGGACUGAAAACCAGUUCUUGGACUUGAAAGGAAACAGACUGCAGUACACUAACUGGAAUGAUGGUGAACCCAACAACACGGGGGAUGACGAAGACUGUGCGGUGCUCCUGUUAAAUAGCAAAUGGAAUGAUGUCCGCUGCUCGGACUCCUUUUUGGCAGUCUGUGAGUUCUUGGACUGAGGGUGUUUGUGUCUUAGUCCUCCUUGAUGCCUUAUUGUGCCCCAUAAGUCCACAAUUUGUUCUGAAAUAUAAACAAGGUAAAAAUAUAAACAAUUAAGCAUUAGUUGCCCAAUUAAACUAUACUGCUUUUUUUUUUUUUUGGAAUAGUAUUUCCUUGUGAAGAUGUAAAAAUAAAAUGAGUUUGGCUUCUUCGUUUAUGACAAACACGCGUGCUCUGCCGAGUUCUCUUUUCUCUUUGGGUAGAAGGCUUCCAGGAUGUGACAUCACUCUAGCUAAUUCCGUAGUUUCUCAGCCCAGUCUCAGUUAUUAAAAAGGCCUACUUAGAGCUUUAUUUCAGAGAUUUACCUCCUUCCCAAUGGGACAUUAAACUAGGUACAGAAUGUAAGUCUCAAGU
Molecule: messenger RNA, 1231 nt
Organism: Peromyscus leucopus (white-footed mouse)
Lineage: Eukaryota; Metazoa; Chordata; Mammalia; Rodentia; Cricetidae
Gene: Mbl2
Product: mannose binding lectin 2
Exons: 5
Coding region: 103-837 (244 amino acids)
Biological process (GO): positive regulation of phagocytosis; surfactant homeostasis
Cellular component (GO): multivesicular body; rough endoplasmic reticulum
Source: RefSeq, a predicted model, not a curated record